This is a messenger RNA of Gloeophyllum trabeum ATCC 11539, 4798 nucleotides long. Its product is annotated as DNase I-like protein. NCBI's taxonomy places the organism in Eukaryota, Fungi, Basidiomycota, Agaricomycetes, Gloeophyllales, Gloeophyllaceae. The transcript is spliced from 28 exons. Bases 28 to 3129 code for a protein of 1033 amino acids. Gene Ontology annotation, cellular component: membrane; cytoplasm. Gene Ontology annotation, biological process: phosphatidylinositol dephosphorylation. Gene Ontology annotation, molecular function: phosphatidylinositol-3,5-bisphosphate 5-phosphatase activity; phosphatidylinositol-4,5-bisphosphate 5-phosphatase activity. The record is from RefSeq and is a predicted model, not a curated record.
UCCCGAGAACGGUGCAGGGCGGUCAAGAUGCAUCUCUACCUUUCAGAAGGUCCUCGGACUCUGUACCUCGUUACUAGCUCAGAAGACGAGAGAUCUGGUCGACCGAGGCGAGCUCUCGUCUUUCGCGCGGCAGAAGGCAGUACCUCGAAAGCUAUCGUUGAAUUCCUCCAGAAAGAUGAUGUUGACUUCUCGAAUGCCGUUCGACUGUCCAGUCGGGCUAUCAAAGGAUGCCUGGGACUAAUAUCCGUCUCAAAUGAGAUGUUCCUAGCGGUGGUAACGUCAGCUACUGAAGUAGGCAAUACGAGACCAUCAGCAUCCUCUCCGGAGUCUGUCGCUCGGAUACACGAUGUCUCCUUCUACAGUCUCACUUCCUCCACCUGGGAUGAUCUCUCUGCUGCGGCCGAUGCUUUACCCAGUCCCAGCUAUACCGACUCUGUGGACAUGCUGAUGAUGCAGAGAAAUGAGGCGUCCAGCGCCCAGAGCUCUGCGGCUGCUGCGUUUGAACAUCCCUGUGCCCCGCUGACCAAAAUUCUCUCCUCUGGUUCGUUUUACUAUGCGUUGGAACCUUACUGGGAUAUUUCGUCCCGCCUAUCCCAGCGGCUGUCCCGAGACCGCGUUAGCAUGAAGGACAUCAACACGUUCGACGAGCGAUUCGUUUGGAACGAGUACAUCGUCCGUAGUUUGCUGGAUUUCCGGGAUAGAUUGGACCAAGACGAGCGAAAUGAUCUUGAUAGGUGCCAGUUUAUCAUUCUCACCAUCCAAGGAUUUGUGGGGCUCUUUACCUUAGCCCUGCCCGCUCCGCCGACCAACGGGUCGCCUACCGUAGCCACUCUCACUUUAAUAUCGCGCUUAGGGUGGAAACGUGCAGGCACAAGGUUCAAUACGCGUGGCGUCGAUGACGACGGAAAUUGUGCUAAUUUUGUCGAGACGGAAACGCUAUUCAGCACGGAUCAGCAUUGCUUUAGUUACGUACAAGUGCGCGGUAGCAUCCCACUAUUCUGGGAGCAGCAAGGUUUGCAGACAUUUGGACAACGCAUUCAAAUUACCCGUCCGCAAGCGUCGCAGCCGGCAUUUGAACGUCAUUUUGCUCAGCUGACAGAAGAAUAUGGUGCUGUUCACGCCAUCAACCUGCUGAGUACGAAGGAGAGCGAAGCAAGUUUGACCGCUGCAUAUGCACGGCACAUGCAAAUUGCCCACAAUGUCUUCGGUGCCGACGUAGAUAUGACACACUUUGAUUUCCACAACGCCGUCCGGAUAGGGGGACAUGAUAGUGUCAUCCGUGAUCUGAGACGCCUCGAGGGCAUAAAUGAUAACAUGGAAAGGUUUGGAUUCACCAUGUGCGACUCAGCUACAGACGAGAUCAUCACCGAACAGAAAGGUGUCUUCCGAACAAAUUGCCUAGACUGCUUGGAUCGCACGAACUUCGUGCAAGACAUAUUGUCGAGGGCGACUCUGGAGCAGUUCUUGACUUUGGUCCGGAGGGAGUGGCUCCGCGCGGGCUCUCUAUGGUCAUAUCAUCGAGAACUGUGGGCUGAGAAUGGAGAUGCCUUGUCUCGCAUAUACGCGGGUACGGGGGCGUUGAACACGAGCUUUACUCGCAGUGGAAAGAGAACCCUAGCUGGCGUGCUAUCUGAUGCCACGAAGAGUGUUUCCAGAGCUUACAUCAAUAAUUUCCAGGACAAGAACAAGCAAGUGGCGAUUGACAUGUUCUUGGGGAAUCUUAGUGACCAAAGACAAGUGACGGUGUUCGACCCUAUUCACGACUCCGUUCGUGCGGCGUUGGAGCAAAGGUUGUCGGAGUACUCCACGACAAAACAGUGUACCAUAUUCGCUGGGACCUGGAACCUCAAUGGCCGGCCCCCGUCCUCGGAGUCGCUCUUGCCCUGGCUAUUUCCUCAAAUAAAUGUCCCGGAACCAGAUAUCUUCGUGAUAGGGUUCCAGGAAGUUGUUCCCCUGACUGCCCAACAAAUCUUGCAGACUGACCCUGAGAAGAGGAGAAUAUGGGAGGCCAAACUCUUGGAAACGCUCGCGCGGCAUCCAAACAAGAAGGAAGAGUAUGUCAUCCUGCGAAGCGAGCAGUUGGUUGGGACGGCCCUUAUUGUUCUUGUCAAAGCCCAGUUGACUUCAGUCAUCCGCAAUGUCGAAGCCACAACCCGUAAGACUGGCUUGCGAGGCAUGUCUGGUAAUAAAGGAGCCGUCGGGAUACGUCUAGAUUAUCAUGAUACCAGCUUUUGCUUCCUCACGGCACACCUGGCUGCUGGGCAUAGCAAUAUCCAAGAACGAAAUGCUGAUUACUGGACGAUCGUCAAUGGGCUACAGUUCCUCAGAGGAAAGACUAUCAAGAGCCACGACAAUGUCAUAUGGUUGGCAGACACCAACUAUCGCAUCGAUCUAGAGAAUGAGACCGUCAGAGCUCUUGCCCUUUCCGACAAUCUUGAUGCGUUGCUUGCAGCAGAUCAGCUGAAACAAGUGAUGGACGCCAAGGCCGCAUUUGUGGGAUUUGAGGAAGGUCCCAUCCUGUUCCGACCAACAUACAAGUACGAUGUGGGAACAGACAAUUAUGAUACCAGCGAGAAGAUGAGAAUACCUGCAUGGACGGAUCGUAUCCUGUAUAAGGGUAAGCAGUUAGACCUUACGGUUUACUCAAGAGCGGAAUUACGGAGUUCGGAUCAUCGACCUGUUUUCGCUGUAUUCCGGGCCGAGAUACGGAUAAUUGACAGCAUUAAACGGGCCGCACUUUCUCGCAUGCUUCUGGACAGUGUCACCUCCACCGCUCCGGGUGAGAAAUUGGAUGAGAAACUUGCUUCAUUAACUUUCCAUCAGGAUGACACGGACCUUCCACCGCCAAGUUCCGAUGACGCAGCAUGGUGGGAUAGCCCCGAUCACCCGAAUGGAGUUUUCAAUGUAUCGGAGAGCAGCGUCUCAACAGGGCCACAAUCCAGGAACCCGUUUGAUUCUCCGAGCGACUCUCCCCUCUCAAGCUCACCGUCCUCAUCAGAUGAGGAAUUAUAUGCACAUGCACUGCAAUUGCCGACACCUAUGGCACCCACUGUCGCUGGACGAAAACCACCACCUCCGCCUCCACCACGGAGCAACAGACCAUCUCGGCAGAACGGCGAUGCAGCGUAAGACCCUUCCCUGGGUUAUUCUACAAUGACAGUACUGUACGGAGGGUGGCCCAAGAUAUCGAGUGCAUCUAACUUGCGAGAGGCAUCCGUAAAACUUCAUAAGAGUGACUGCGUGCAGACAAAUCGACCGAUACUAGAUAAGGCCUUGCUUCUUCAGAUCUUCGUAUGUCUUGCGGUUGUACACAUUGCCUUCAUCAUCCUCGAGUUCUUCCAUCGUCUCUUGCUCGAAUAUUUCAUGACGGCCUUCUCGCUUUAAUCGUUCAGCCAAGGCCAGGGCAUCUUCAAUCCUAGUAAUCUCAUGGAAGUGCUUUGUAUUCGGGAGUCCAAGAGCUCGCAUUCCGAAAGCGUGCCUUGAUUCCUGGAAGUGUCGCUCAAAAUUCUUCCUUCCCAUGUACACAUGAUCCGAGCAGAUCUCACACCGAUAUUCAACCCCCAAACCGUGAAGUUUGUACAGCCAAUAGGGAAUAGGUUUGCCAUCCCAUCCUAAGGGUAGUUUCAAGGGGUUGUAUAUCCGCUCUUCCUCUUCCUCCUCCUCCCCUUCGCCUUUGGCAGCGGGUGGCGGAGCCGGUUUCUUAGAUUGCUCGACGAGUUCUUGCUCACGUUCUCGAGCGGUGAGAGAGAAUCUGCGCUCGACAUUGGACUUCGUGUCGUUGAGUGUGGGAAUUAGCGAGCGCAACAGUGCAGUCGAGAGAUAGGUGUAAAGCGCGGCAGAUCGAUGCUUUGCAGCAUUUGACUUCUGGGGAACCAAAGAGGGAGGCGGCAUAGACCCGGAGCGCGUACCAUUGGGAUUUUGUGGAGGCGCUUCAGCGGUUGCUUGCUUGGCCGUAGCCUUGAUGUGUCGCUUUGAGGUCAGAUGAGCGUCAUAGACAGUCUGCUUCGCGUAAUGUUUCUGACAUGCGGCACACCACACACCACCUUCCGAGCCAUUGGCAUCUGGCUGGGUUUUGGAACGAGCUUCUUCCCAAUCCGACAGCUCUCCCGCCUCCCAUUUCUUAUUGAAGUCCUCUGCAGCUUCCUUUUGCGCUGUAUCGACGUCCACAAGAGGUUGCGUCCUUUUCGUGAAAGAAAGUAGAUAAGCAUGCAGAGACUUGAUGUAUAGCUCAUAAUCUCUUGAUAGUCGAACUUCUUUGGGCAAGUCUGAAUGAAUAGGACCAUUCUGGGCGGCAAUGAGAAUGUCGAGGUACUGAAGAUAGCCAAGUCGUUUGCCAACAUUCUUGAUGUUGUUGUAAGUAUUAUGAUUGGCGUACAGGUCAAGGUAUUUCCCAUAAGCUUCCUCACCCGAGAACAACAGGGCGAUUGGGUCUUCCUGCUCCUCGUCUUCGUCCUCUCCCUCGACCUCCUGUCCUUCCUCCAGAAACGCCGCGAGUUCCAACUCAAAUCCCCCUGCUACGGAGUCAGGGUACUUGGCAUAGUGCUCCUGGAUUUUCACCAACCGCGAAUAGAACUCAGAUAGGUCGUCGUGCUUUGAGGAAGCAGACAAUGAUUCUAUCUCGGCAUUCCUAGUAUCUUGGUCCUGAUAGAGACCAUCCAGAGCAGUUACGCGAGAGCCAAUACGGUCUAGGAUUUGAGAUGCUUUGUGUUCCGUCUGCAGCCGUUGUUGGUGGUUUGGGUUUGGCUUGGACAGCAACUGGUACAAAGCUCUUUCGUAGCGUUCUAUCUCCUCGUGGGUC